This is a messenger RNA of Caenorhabditis bovis, 339 nucleotides long. NCBI's taxonomy places the organism in Eukaryota, Metazoa, Nematoda, Chromadorea, Rhabditida, Rhabditidae. The record is from the annotation of a GenBank genome assembly.
AUGUUUUCUUUCUCCGAUGAUGAGGCUGCUGAUAUUUUUGGCACAAAUCAACAGGUUCUUCCGCAAAUUCUUGAUGUUACCGAAGAGGAAAAGAAAGACGUUUUGCGUGUUCCAAAACUACAGCUAAACGGAUUUUUGAGUGCCGAGAAAACCCCGAUUCGCUGCCCGAAGAACCGCCGCGAACGCCGAUAUUCGAGAACUUGUGGAGCGCCAACACGACGGCAAUGCCAGAGCGUCGAGAUCAUUUUUGCGAGCACCACGCAAUCAAACUGCAUUUGGUUUACAAUUCCGCCAAAACUCAAGGUUCGGUCGGAAUCCAGCAGCUAUCUCAUCGCAUAG